This is a messenger RNA of Punctularia strigosozonata HHB-11173 SS5, 2483 nucleotides long. RefSeq names its product kinase-like protein. The record is from RefSeq and is a predicted model, not a curated record. NCBI's taxonomy places the organism in Eukaryota, Fungi, Basidiomycota, Agaricomycetes, Corticiales, Punctulariaceae. The transcript is spliced from 15 exons. Bases 1 to 2337 code for a protein of 778 amino acids. Gene Ontology annotation, biological process: protein phosphorylation. Gene Ontology annotation, molecular function: ATP binding; protein kinase activity.
AUGCCCAGAGUUGCGAUCUCGCCAGCGCUCAGCACCGAUUCAGCGUUGAAUGAGACCGAUCCUGCGUUCUCGCCUCUCUCUAGCGCACCCUCUUCGCUCCCGCCACAGACGCCUCAGUUCGAUAUCGUACCGCAGUCCACGCCGCAUCAACGGUCCAUCCACGUCUAUGGUCAAGACAACGACGCUGGUACUGUUCUGCGGAAGGACAGUUAUAACAUCGAGCACUAUAGAGACAUAAAGCAGCUUCAUCCAGAUUGGCGUCAUGAUGAGAUCGAGGAAAUUGUUGUGAUUUCUCCAAGGCGACAUCAAGAUGACGGGUCUUCGUCUCAGAUACCUAAAAUUCAUGAUUACAUACUCCUCAACACUCUCGGACAAGGAGCAUCCGCAACAGUCUUCCUCGCUCAUUCUGUAUCUUCUGACUCGCCUGGCAUGCGGGCCAUCAAGAGUUUUGUCGACGAGGGUCGUCUCGUACUUGUCACCGAAUUUUGCCCAGGAGGGGACCUCCUCACGCAUGUCAUGCGCAGCGGUGCGUUUUCCGCAGACCGCAGCCGCUUCUAUGCUUGCGAGCUGGUGGUUACCUUGAGCACAUUGUGCCGCUUGGGCAUUGCGCAUCGUGACCUUAAGCCAGAGAAUGUCCUUAUUGAUGCAUGGGGACACAUCGUCGUUACCGACUUCGGCUCUGCUAAGCAAAUCGCGGUUCCUCUGCUCAAUUCAGCGGAAGACCAACUCUCGUAUAUUACUACAACCGAGAACAGCUCCGUCGGAACUCCGGAAUACCAAGCGCCUGAGGUCAUCCUCGGGUGGCCGCACGAUUACGCCGUUGAUGUAUGGGGCUUCGGGCUGCUCCUGUACCUGAUGAUCUACGGCAAGCACCCAUUCAUGCUGUCGCAAACACACGAAGCUGUCGACGUGCUCAGAGAGCGCAUAAUCAGCUAUCCGGUGCCAUUCCCUCGGGUGGAGCAUGAGGAUGAGGUAGCCAAGGACCUGAUACUCAAUUGUUUGGAGCGUAAUACAGGCAUGCGUAUCCAUUUAGAGGGGAUCCGGGAACACGAGUACUUUGAUAGGAUUGACUGGGAUAGAGUCGAGGCUAAAGCCUACGAAGUUCCUUGGUCCCUUGAUCUUGAUGAGCGCAAGGAUGCAUUGGAUCUUCGAUAUUUCGAGAAAGAGUUCUGUGACAUGGACGUUCAUACGGAGUUGGAACGAUUGCAACAAGCGGCGACAACAGCGGACCCGGAGGAUGCAUUUGAUGCGCAGACGAUGACGUGGACAUCGGACACUGAUCAACUCAGUGAAGACGGAGGCGUCGUCGUGCCAACAAACCACUUUCUGCAGUCCCCAUCUCUCUCGGCAUUUGGGACGUCAAUGCGCGAAAGUACGCCGCUGUCGGACGUCGGCCAUACAUCCGGAGAGUUGGAUGUCGCGUCGUUUGAGCCUCUCAAUUCGGGGAAGUGGCUAGAGCGCGGCCUCGGUGUAACAAGCCCCGGCUACACUUUGGAUGUCCCGGAGUCGAGGGUGCAAUCGAUGCCCAGUCCAGUCGACGGGUUCGAAGAUUUCCUGCGUCUUGAUCGUAAUUCCUUGUUCUUGUCUCCGGCGCCUUCACUGGGCCUCAGUAUUCUGGGCGACACUCCGACGAAGCCUGGUCCUGUUCCGACAAGUUCCAAGGGGUCCCGAGAGGGUGCUGCAUUGAGCAUUCGUGACCUGUACCGCUCCCCAUCGCUCAUUGGAGGCGAAGACGAUCGCGAUGAUACACGCGGACCACUAGAUACGUUUCGCUCGAUCGCAGGCUUGCCUACCCACUUUUCGGCCUCGCGAUCCUCGGCUAUUGGGGUGGACGACCAUGCUUUACCCGCAGCAGCCACCCUUUCACUCCCUGGUAUCGAGCGAAUCGGUCGAGGCAUCGGCUUUACCCCUAAGAAGGUGGCUGUGGGCGGCGCAAAGCACACUCCGUCCUCUAAACUGGGCCGGCUGGUGCAGACGCCGAAGAAGCUGUUGAACCGGUUGCGCGGCAGCACGCCUUAUCCUCACAGCGGGUCCAGCAAGAUCAGGGGCACCCAUAACCAGAACGGACGGAGGUCGUUGCCUCUGGAAGACCCUUCAGGCGAUUCGGAGACUUCGGGAGACGACAUGUUGGCCUGGGGCGUGCUCGGUGGCGGGCGAGCGUUCGCCGGCGUGGACGAGACUCCCGCGCGCCCGGCGAGGGGCCACGCGCGCUUUCCAAGGCUUUCGCUGCCUUUCAAGACGCCUCGUCGAUCCGUGAAUGGAGCCUUGGAUGGGACGGACGACCCACAGAGCUCCGUGCGCUUGGUGUCUGUGCCACGUUUCCGAUCGCCGAUGUAAUAUCGAGCUCGUGAUGUUAGGAUGUUUUCAGAUGUUGUACUUUGAUUUCGUCGGGUUUUCGGGUGAUUCGAUGUCUUGAAGGGUAUUUUGUGUGUAGGGCCAUAUCUUCACGGUUUGUCUAUGUCGUUCUAUGAAACGUUAGUGAA